Messenger RNA from Funneliformis caledonium, 5256 nucleotides. The record is from the annotation of a GenBank genome assembly. NCBI's taxonomy places the organism in Eukaryota, Fungi, Glomeromycota, Glomeromycetes, Glomerales, Glomeraceae.
AUGGUUUCUAUCAACAAGCUUGAUAAAGAAGAGCUUGCUGCUAUCAUUGCUCAAGAAUUACAUAUCGAUGUCGCUUUUCCUUAUUUUUCCGUUGAAGAGCAAACCGGAGCGACUGCUUGUUGUGUGGUCCAUAAACAUUGGCUAUCUAUUUUAAAACAAGCAAGGUUUAAAGAUACUGUACAACUAAAACGAUAUACCAAUACUCGUUCUCCUUUAAAUUCCAGUAAUAAUUCUGAUCAAUUGCAUACCGAUGAUCUUCAAUCAUCUACAACAAACGUUUUGGUCAGCGUUUUUUUGAAACGUCAGAUACCAGGAAAUCGAAGACCACAAUUGUUUUCAAAAGUAAAUUCUGGUAACAGCGAUGCAUCAUCACAUAACUUUGAUGAAGAGAUUGAAUUGCCAAUAAGAACUUUUCUUAAAGAACAACUUGAAGAUAAAUCGAUGUCAAGUUUGGAAGAGAUAGAGGCGCAGUAUAAUACUUAUGUCCCAAUAUUUAUAGAUCAACAAUUUCAGAAUGAAGAUGCUCUAACUGACUUAGAAAUCCAGUUGGCCAGACAGGAGGCUUUUGUUAAAAAAUUCAUAGAAAUCUUAUAUCCAGAGAGUGCCUAUUUCCGAAUCAAAUCACCACCCACGGAUGAUUCUUUGACUAUGGAAUUAUUAUCUGUUCCUGAUUGGUCCUCCGAUGUGCCAACCACAAGCCCUAAUUUAAUCGAUGUUUUUGCGGUAAUAGAAUCAGACCGUGCCUUUUAUUUUAUGGCUCCUUAUCGUGGAACUUCACUGCAGGAUCUAUUGAAGUAUAGUUCUGGCGUAUUGGAUUCUAACGUUAAGAAGUCUUUUAUUUUAUACCAACUAUUGAAAACUGUACAAAAACUUCAUCAAAUAGGUGUGAUUCAUGGAGGACUCAAACCAUCAAAUAUUUUGGUGGAUGAGAAUUUAUGGGUGACGCUUACUGGAUUUGAAUGUUCGGUUCCUUUAUGCGAUGAUACAUAUCAUUACUCACAAGAAGUUGUAUUGGGAAAUAUUCCAAAAGAAGUACAAGAUGAUACUUUCACAAUGAAAUGGGUUCGAGGAGAUAUUACAAAUUUUAAUUAUAUUAUGUCCUUGAAUUAUCUUGCCGGUCGUAGAAUUGGUGAUCCAAAUUUUCAUCCAAUAUUUCCGUGGAUAACAGAUUUUACUGGGUCAGAUGUUUCAAAAAAUUGGAGAGAUUUUACAAAAACAAAAUUUCGUCUCAAUAAAGGUGAUGAACAAUUGGAUUUCACAUUUGAUGGCCCGAUACCUCAUCAUAUUACAGAUAUUUUGUCAGAUAUUACGUAUUUUGUUUAUCUUGCACGAAAAACACCUGUUCCGGUGUUGUGUCAAUAUGUGAGAACAAAAUAUGAACCCAAUGAGUAUCCAUCAUCUUUACAAAGAUUAUUUGAGUGGACGCCUGAUGAAUGUAUUCCUGAAUUUUAUACAGAUCCAAGUAUAUUUACUUCAAUACAUCCGGAUAUGCCCGACUUACAAUUGCCAAUGUGGGCAUCUUCCGCUGAAGAAUUCAUAAGAAUUCAUUCUGAAGCAUUAGAAAGUGAUCACGUGUCGAGUCAUUUACAUCAAUGGAUAGAUUUGACUUUUGGAUGUAAACUUAGUGGUAAAGAUGCCGUAGAGUCCAAGAAUGUAGCGUUACCACUUAUAGAUGGACAGAAUUCAUUUAUGAAACAUGGAAUCACGCAAUUGUUUUCUGAUCCGCAUCCACAAAAAUCCAUAAAAAAGAACAAUGAGCGACGUUCAUCUGUAUAUAUGAAUGGAGACAGAACUUUAUUAGAGAAAUACGAAAUGAUCUCCUCCAAACGAAGGAUUCCGUCAAAAAUAACAGAUUCAGAUUUUAAGAUAUCUUCAGAGCUGAUGACAGAUUUUCUUAAAAGUAACGGAGCCCACAAAACUAUAGGAAAAUUAUACCAUCAAACUGGUUCACCCAAUCUUAGAAAUUCUAAAUCACCAAGACUUGGUCCUACAACACCAAGAUCAUUAUCUUUAUAUGAGACCGUCUGUAGUAUUGAGGAAAAGAAAGAUAAUUCAUCAAGCGUUCCUUCAACAACGGUAGCAGCAGCUAUGGUAACAAAUUCGGAUUCAAAAGAUCGUAUUGAAAUAUUGCUAACAUUAAUUAAUUCUUUACCAAUACAUUUACCUGAUGAUAUGAAUAAUGAAUUUUUUAUAGAGAAAUUAAGUAAUUUUGAACAAGCUCAUUCUUUUGCUGCAAAAUAUUUACCAAAUAAUAAUGAUUUAGAACAAAAUAAUCUUAAUAAGGGGUUAUAUGAAAUAAACAUUGUUCAUGAUCCCCAACAAAAACGUAAAUCGGUUUAUGAUGAGAUGAUGGAGCCAAUCGAAGUUUCUUUUGCAUAUGGAAGAGCGUGGGACACUUAUAGUCUUGGCAAAAUUAUUGAAAGUAUUUAUCAUACGACAACGGAUGAUAUAAAUUUAUCAUUACCAUGUAAUAAAACAAAUUGUGAAGAAAAUCAAAAAAAAAGUAAUUCUAAGUUGCCAUUACCAAUUCAAGGAGUUAUUUCUUCGUUAAUUAAUCCGGAUUGGAGAAAUCGUCCAUCAAUUGAUUCAAUAUUAUAUUGUUCUGUACCAGUUACAAGUUUUUGUGAUCAAUGUGUUACGUUUCCUUUACCCAUUUGCAUACCGGAAGUUUAUGAAUUUUUAACAGAUUUUCAUAAAGUGGAUUGGAUAGGAAGAUUGAAAUUGGCUGAACAUUGGAUGGACAGAUUGUGUAAUUUUACUGAUGAGGCAUUUUACAUGAUAUUACCAAGUCUAGUUUUGUUAUUUACAAAUGAUUCUAUAAAGUUCGAAGCAUUAAAUAUUUUUUCAAGCCUCGGACAGAGAUUAGGACAAGAUGAGACUAAGGCUCACCUUUUAAAACCUAUAGUUUCCUUGUUUGAGUCUUCGAGGCCUUCAAUUCCAAAAAUUCUGUUUGAUUCUGUUAUUAUUAAGGAAUUUAUACAUAAAUUUGGAAUUCCUAAUUUUCUUCAGCAAUUAUUUCCACUUUAUCUAGAAUCUCUAACAAUCGAGGAAAAUGUACUACCAUAUAAAUAUGGUACGAACAGUUUCUUAGAACCUCCGCACAAUUAUAAUAAUCAAAAUUUGUACCAUAAUUUAAAAAAUGCAAAUAAUUCAUCAGACAUAGAAAUGAUGGCAAAUCCAAUAUCAAUAUUAACAAGUAGUUUGGAUAAUGCAUUACCAAGUGUGGCACUUCUGGCAAAUGGGGCACUUGUGGACAUAUGUACAUUAAUAGGUCCUAUUUUGAGCAGCAAAUAUAUUAUGAAGCAGGUUUAUAAAAUGUUUUUAAAAGAAAGUCCCACAUUGAAUUUUUUGAUGCAAAGUGUUUUGGCUAUUGAAACAUUUACACAAUUACAAUUCACUCAAGUUAUUAGUAUAAUACAGCAAUAUAGUGAUUUUACAAUGAAUAAUAGGAAUUAUGCUAUAUUAUGUAAUCAUUUCUCAUUAUUAGAAAAGUUAACAACAUUAAUUACUAGUGAUUCAUCAACUAGUACAACUUCUAAUAAGAAAUUAAAUAAUACGAGCGGAAAGAGUAAUUUAUCAAUACAGAUAAUGAAAAAUAAAUUUUCCAUUAGUAUAAAAACGAUGGAAUUUAUAUUAAAUAUUUGUAAUCAUAUCGAAAAGGCUGAAUGGGAGAAACAUGCAAGUUGGAUGUCAAAAGGAAGAAUCGCACCUAUACUAGUUAAGUACUUUGAAUUAUUUGGAAAAUCUGUUCAAAAUAAUGGAAAAGAGGAUGAAGUCACUUUAACUAAGCUGGAGCAGGAAAGGGAUCAGCAGAUUAUGUAUGCAUAUUCCCAAUUUUGUACAUUAUUUGAAUCAGAAACUAUAAGACAAGCUAUUCCUAAUAGUGAAAUUAUUGAUACGGCUAUAUUGGAUUCCUCAGAAUCUUAUUCAUCCUCACGUCGUACCAUGUCUCCAUCAUAUUCAUUAAAUGAAACUUCAAGCGAUCGAAUAUCAAUAACAUCAGCAUCUUCUGAAAACACUUUAAAUAAAGAAAAAAAUCCAAUUCCUUCCAUUUUAUCAGCAACUCCAACAAAUUUGCGUUGGAAUAUAAAUUUUGAAGAUAAAAAACAUUUGACGUUGUUACCAAGUACGAAUGCUUCUAUAACGAAAGAAGUGGCAACAAUAACUACGUCAGCCGCUACGACUUCAUCAGGAUUUAGUGUUAAUCGAGCGUUUAGUUUGUUUGGUAAUGGAGAAGUUACUAGUAGGAAAUUACUGGAUAUUAAUCAUCAUGGUGGAAGUGGCGGUUCUCAUAUUAGAAGUAUUAGUAUGCCAACUUCGGUAUCUUCUAAAAGUAAUCAUAUUCCAAAUUCUAGUGGGCCCAAGAAGUCAAAAUUGAAAGUUAAUUUAUCUUGGAGAACCAAAAGUUCUUCUAAUGAAGACUUAAAAACAUUCCAAGGUCAUGUAUCGGCUGUUCGUUCCAUUGAUAUAAAUGAACAUAGUCGGUUAAUUGUAUCAGGUUCAAAAGAUCGUACAGUAAAGUUAUGGUCUUUAAAUAUUCAUCAAGGAAUAGAAAAUAGCUUAAUUGAACCUUAUUCAGAAUGUUUGAAGACAUAUACCGGACAUAGAAAGAGCACAAUCGGAGAAGUACAUUUUUUUGGAGGAGGUGGUAGUUGGGGGUUAGGCGAUAAUAUUGUUAGUUGCGACGGUCAAGUUCAUAUAUGGGAUCCUGAAACUGGAACGACUAUAAAUCAAUUUGGAAAUUUUAAAAAUCCAUAUUUAUCGAUUAAACCAAUAUUUAGAUCAACUUUAGUUGGAGGUUUAGCUGAUACAUCUAUUACGCAAACCUUAAUUGCUGUUGGAUUUACUAGUGGAGUUAUUUCAUUGUUGGAAUCACGAACAGGGACUUUGAUUUCUAGUUGGAAAGCUGGUGAUACUGAUAUUGUUCACAUGACAUUUUAUACAAACAAUUACUUGGUAUCUUGUGCUCCUGCAGAUCAUGUGAUUUAUAUUUGGGAUACUGAUACUGUUAGUCUAAUAAAAACCAUUAGAGUUAAUUCAGAUAUAGUAGCGUUGAAAAUGUAUAAAGAUGAAGUUAUUACAAUCAAUAAUAGUAAUACGAUUACAUUCUUCCCAUUAAAUGAUAAUAAGCUCCCUUAUUCGUCUAAAUUUAAGAGUUCUACGAUUAAAUCUUCGAUCUCUAGUUUAGGAAUAUUACCUAUAAAUCAAUUAUUGUUAUUAGGGUGUUUAGAAGGAGAUUUAUUUUUGUAUGCCUAA